Messenger RNA from Eremomyces bilateralis CBS 781.70, 890 nucleotides. RefSeq lists its product as uncharacterized. The transcript is spliced from 2 exons. Bases 228 to 890 code for a protein of 220 amino acids. The record is from RefSeq and is a predicted model, not a curated record. NCBI's taxonomy places the organism in Eukaryota, Fungi, Ascomycota, Dothideomycetes, Eremomycetales, Eremomycetaceae.
GAUGCCCAUUAACCUUUCCUCCUAUUUAUGUUGACAUCAUGGGAUAUCUCAUUGUACUGUCAUGUCUACUCCGUACCAUACGGGACAAUUUGUGAAUCAAUACCUAAUAAACGCUUCGGAACAGCCCGGUCACGAAACGUAGUACGAUAGAGUCCAGCCGAUUUUGUCACUUCCAUUUCUCCUCCGAGUCAACCGUAUCCAGACCCAUCUAUCCAAUUGUAACAAUCAUGCCUCCUCGGGGUCCUCGCCGGCAUGGGAAUGACCUUGCCGUCCUUGUGCGAAGCGUUCCCACCCUGAAGACCCGACGCGACUGGUGUCCCUGGAUGAAGGCCAUAGAAACUCAUGCGCGACGAGUCCAUGUGUGGGAUUAUAUCAAUCCAGACGGGGAUAUAUCACCGCCCGAGGCAACCUUCCCUACGGAAGAUGCGUACAAGGCGAUGUCCCAGUUCGCAAAGAAGAAGCUGGAAAUCGACCGGGAGGCGGCUCGGGUCUAUCUUCGGCCUACGGAUUCCUUACGUGAUAUUCUGAAGAAGCUGUCGAGUCGCUUUAAACCAUCGGAAUGGCAGGAAAAGAAGUUCUUGAGAGAGUCCCAUGACCAACUGCUCCGGGGCCCGAAGAAGAAUGGCCCCGUCGGCCUCGCCAAUUGGAUGGUGCAAUGGUCCGAUUUCCAUGAAAAUGCGAAAGAGACUGGGAUGACCUAUUUUUCAGACGAUUAUAAUCUUGCCGCUGACCUGAUCGAGGCGUGUGAUCUAGCGGGUUUCAAGAGCUUUGCCACGUGCGGGAGAGGGCGCCUGUUCUCUGCCGACACGGAGGAGGAGAGAAAGGAGCUGAAAUUCUCUGACUUCAUCGACCUCUUUUGUUUCGUAAGUAACGAGGAGAUCGUUCGAUGA